GCUCCUUCUCUGCUCCAGAAGAGGACUGUCUGACUCUGCUCUGCCAGGAGGAGGCUUCCCAGAAGGCCUCGCGCGGAGGGGCCUGCCUCCCCUCAAGGCCUGCGAAGGGCUUCUGGGUGCCAGACACAGCAGAGGGGACCCAGUUGCCUUUGCCCUCCUCCUCCUCCUCCUCCACCCUCGGCGGCCAUGAGCCUGGCAGAGCCCCUCGGGGCCACUGCGCCUUUGCAGCCCCACGCCUUCAGCCCUAGGGCUUUAGAUUCAAAUGAUCAUUCUCCUGAUGAAGGAUUAGAAGAAGACUUCGGUGUUGUGAAUAAGAAAGCUGUGGAACAACUAACGGAAGGGCUGACUUCUCAUUAUUUACCUGAUCUACAGCGGUCAAAACUAGCUUUAAAAGAGCUAACACAGAAUCAAGAAGUACUCCUAGAAACACUUCAGCAAGAAAUCUCAAAGUUUAAAGAAUGUAAUUCUGUUCUUGAUAUCAAUGUGCUGUUUUCAGAAGCAAAGCACUAUCAUAAUAAAUUGGUCAACAUUAGGAAAGAAAUGAUGAUGCUUCAUGAGAAAACAUCAAAGUUGAAAAAAAGAGCUCUCAAACUCCAGCAAAAGAGGCAGAAAGAAGAACUAGAACGAGAGCAACAACGGGAGAAAGAGCUUGAAAGAGAGAAACAGUUAACUGCCAAACCAGCCAAAAGAACAUAAAAGCUGAACAUGUAUUGACUUGUUGAGCUGCUAAUGACAUUCUCUGGACUGGCUGAAAAAAAAUGCGUUGUACCUCAUAACCUGAUAUUCCUUCUUGCCAAGAAGGCAAUUAGUACAAUAUUAAUGUGUCCAGGUUUUUUGUUACUUUAUCCAGAAAGUGGUUAGGAGCUUACUGUUUCAACAAUGCCUUUUCAGUUAAUGCUGCACAGCAUGACACUGUAGUGUCAGAUGUUUUGCACAACUGGGGUAAAAAGAUUAUUUUUAAUGUCUAACAUUACAGUAUCUUAUUUGGUCUAGAUUGGUGUGUACAGGCCCAAAUUUGAAUUUAUUUUCUUAGUAGUUUACUUUGCUGAGUGGACUCUAGACUUUUUUACUGCUUGGUUGCCAUCACUGAUUUUCUCUUACCUACAUGUAGAAAAAGCUUUAUAUGUUGCCAUGCGCAGAAAAAGCUUUGCAGCUAUACCACAGUACUAACUAAUGUACUUAAUUUUAACAUAAUCUGAACAUUGUGAGAAUGUACUGCUUAAGUCUCACGUCUUCAUCAGCAACCCUUAUUAUGUUGUCCGAGUUAAUAGCACAAAUGUGAGGGAGCACCAGUGCAAACUCUCACUCAGCAUAUACAGGAAUACUCUUUCAGAACACUGGUUUAAGUGAAGGCAGCUAUGCACUUUAUGUGACAAACCUGUUGACAUAAGUGCACAUCUAUUUGCUACAACAGAUACAUAAAACAUGAACAAUAUAGAUAUAUCCUUAAACACUCAUGUUCUUGUUUCCUACUGGCAACCUCUUGUAGACUAUGCUGUUUGGCUAUUUCUAGCUAUUUUCAUAACAAGUGAUACCAGAAUAGGGUGCAAAAGGUAGAAGGACAUUAUCAAAAGUCUCUGAAUAGUUUGACAUCCAUUGGGAGAGAAUAAACUAGCCCCGUGUUUUCAGACAAUUGUUUUGUUUCAAUAAUUUUUUAACAAAAAUAAAUGUUGCUAUGGACCUAACCUUUCAAAGUGGUCUAAAGUCUGAUCUAUUCUGAUUAGAGCAAUCUUACAGGUUAUUAGAAAUAAAGGCAGGUUAUUCAUAUAAAAGAGUUUUGCUUGGCUUCAGAAGAGAAGAAACAUAAUAGUGUAUUUCUUAACCGUCAAAAUCAAAACAAAACAUUCACAAACUAGAUACACGCUGUGGAAUUCCUCAUGAUACCUACUGUUAAAACAUCAGAUUCGUAACAAAAUGUACAUGAAAUUAGAUUGUACAUAGAUAGUUUUGUUAAAAUACAAUGGAAAAAAUAAAAAGAAACAAUUGGAAUAAUUUUUGCACA
Molecule: messenger RNA, 2002 nt
Organism: Sceloporus undulatus (fence lizard)
Lineage: Eukaryota; Metazoa; Chordata; Lepidosauria; Squamata; Phrynosomatidae
Gene: BLOC1S6
Product: biogenesis of lysosomal organelles complex 1 subunit 6
Exons: 5
Coding region: 187-696 (169 amino acids)
Biological process (GO): intracellular transport
Cellular component (GO): BLOC-1 complex; transport vesicle; extrinsic component of membrane
Source: RefSeq, a predicted model, not a curated record